Messenger RNA from Ilex paraguariensis (yerba mate), 531 nucleotides. Lineage: Eukaryota; Viridiplantae; Streptophyta; Magnoliopsida; Aquifoliales; Aquifoliaceae. The record is from the annotation of a GenBank genome assembly.
AUGAGGCUUGUCAAGUCAAAUCCUGUUCUAGAAGCAUUCGUUAAUGCAAAUUCAGUCAAAAACAACAACUCCAGGUUGUUUUGGUCACAGCUUGGCAUUGGAUCUCUUGCGUGGGUGAGGGAUCCUGAUGUAGCUUGGGUAGAUUGCGAAGUUGUGGAGGCUAAUGGUGAAGAAAUUAAGGUUCUUUGCUUCCAGACUUACACAGGAACUAUAAUACUUGCUAUGAAGCCUUUCAUAAAAUUGCCUCAUUUAUAUGAUAGUCAUAUGAUGACACAGUACAAAGGGGCAGCCUUCGGUGAACUGAGCCCCCUUCCUUUUGCUGUUGCAGAUGCAGCAUAUAGUCAGUCAAUUUUGGUUAGUGGUGAGAGUGGAGUAGUUACAACAGAAAGCACAAAAUUGCUUAUGUGGUAUGUUGCUUACAUUGUCAAGCAGCAAGAGCCGGAGUCAAAUCCUGUUCUAGAAGCAUCUGGUAAGGUGAAGACAGUCAGAAACAACAACUCCAGGUGGGAAGAUUUUGCAUUUACAGUGUAA